AUGCUUCCGAGAUUUUUGAAACUUUCUGCCAAUUUGGCUGUUAAGAGCAAUGAACUGACGUUUAGGACCCAAGCUUUAGGAGCCCAGCGGUUUUUUCAUCAAGGGCUAUCGUUAGGGAAUGCAAAAAAGGCGGAUGCCGACAAAACAAAGCCCAUCCUUACAGAAGACUUGUUGGCGCGUGCCGGUGUGGACCUUGAAGAGACUGCUCAAGCGGGGAAAAAUAAGGAGCCCAACGAAGAAGAAGAUUCGCAUGUGGGGGAAUCGAGCAACAAAAGACGUAGAAAAAGACAAACUUCCUCGGACAUCAAAAGGGAACGGUACGCCAAUUGGUUUUAUAUCUCGUCGUUUGCAGGGAUCGCCGGAGUGACAUUGUACAUGUCAAGAGACUGGGAAGAAAAUGAGCCAGCUGACUUGCAAAACGGGAUUAGCAACGGCUACUCACCAAGUUUGAUGUACCAACGGUUCAAACAACGUUUCAAUUCGAUUUUCACUUAUUUCCAAGAACCACCAUUUCCAGACCUUUUGCCACCACCACCUCCUCCACCAUACCAAAGACCUCUCACUUUGGUUCUCACAUUGGAAGACUUUUUGGUGCAUUCGGAAUGGACGCAACAACACGGCUGGAGAACCGCCAAAAGACCCGGUGCCGACUACUUCCUGGGUUACCUGUCGCAAUACUACGAGAUUGUUUUGUUUUCGUCCAAUUAUAUGAUGUAUUCGGAAAAAGUAGCGGAAAAACUAGACCCAAUCCAUGCAUUUAUCACUUACAACCUGUUCAAAGAGCAUUGCUAUUACAAAGACGGCUGUCACAUCAAAGAUCUAUCGAAAUUGAACCGCGAUUUGGGUAAAACGUUGAUCAUUGAUUGCGAUCCAAAUGCUUACAAACUUCAACCGGAAAAUGCGAUUCCAGUGAAACCUUGGGACGGUAAACCGGACGACCAAUUGUUGCGCCUGAUCCCGUUUUUGGAGUACUUGGCCACUCAACAAGUUUCGGACGUUAGACCUGUGCUAAGCAGCUACACGGACAAAUCCCACAUCCCCGAGGAGUUUGAACGUCGUGUCGCUGCGCUCAAGGAAAAAUUUUUCAAAGACCACGAUUCCAAAGCCAAUGGUAAUUGGGCUUUGAAGGCGCUGGGCGUCGGUGCCGUGGGAUCUCAAAAGAUCAAAUUUCCGUUAGAUCUCAUUCGCGAAGAAGGUGAGAAAAAUUAUGUUCGUUUCAUGCAAUUGAUCGAAGAAGAGAAAGAAAAAAUUAGACUACAACAACAACAAAUGGGCGGUCAAACGUUUACGCUCAAGGACUACGUCGAGGGCAAUCUGCCCUCGCCCGAAGAACAAAUGAAGAUACAGUUGGAGAAACAAAAAGAGUUUGAUGCCCAGUACGAAACUCACAAGAAAGAAUUGAAAAAUAACUCUUGA
Messenger RNA from Lachancea mirantina, 1416 nucleotides. NCBI's taxonomy places the organism in Eukaryota, Fungi, Ascomycota, Saccharomycetes, Saccharomycetales, Saccharomycetaceae. The record is from the annotation of a GenBank genome assembly.